AGAAAGUAUUGAAUUUCGCAAUGGUUACUCUGAUAGUUACUGCUGACACUUAACCUCCAAAUCGUAGAAGAAACGUCAAAAGUUGCCGGCAACAAAACUUAAUAAUAAUUUCAUUCUAUUUGAAAUUAAAAUGAGUGAUUAUAAGAUUAUUACAUCUGACUUUAUAAAUUUGAGUAUUACAAACUCUGGCCAUCAAAAUUCUUGCAUAGAAAGAAGAUUUCAAAAGGGAAUUACAAUCGAUGAAUUUAAGGGAAAAUUGGAAUUACUCACAGGAGGAAAUCCAAUAACAAUGACGAUAGACGUAUAUGAUAAAAAUGAUAGUUUGGUUUGCAAAUUAGAUGAUGGACAACGUCUCUUAGGAUCAUAUCCAAUUGAUGAUGGCAUGAGAAUACAUGUUAUAGAUAAUUUCUCACGCACAGAAGAGGAUCUGAGUAAUAUUGAAAAAUUUGAAAUAUCUGAGGAAGAUUAUGCUAAAAGAUCAGAUACAGUAAAGGCAUUUUUAGAAAAAAAUAAGUUAGGAAAAUACAAUGAAGCGGAUAUGAAAAGGAGAGCAGAAGAAAAAUUACGGGAAGAAGAAGCAGAAAAAACUGCAGCAGAAUUAUGCAAAAUAGGUGAUAGAUGUGAAGUUUGCGUUCCAAAUCAGCCUAAACGCAGAGCUACUAUUAUGUAUGUUGGCAAAACAGAAUUUAAAGAAGGUUGGUGGAUUGGUGUAAAAUAUGAUGAACCACUUGGUAAAAAUAAUGGAACUGUCAAUGAAAAGAAAUAUUUUGAGUGUUUACCUAAAUAUGGUGGAUUUGUGAAACCAGCACAUGUAAAAGUUGGAGAUUUUCCAGAGGAAGAAUUUGAUUUGAAUGAAGAACUUUAAUAUAUAAAAUAGGUCUCCAGUUGACAGGAUGAGAUUCUUCAGUCUAGAAAUAAUAUAAACAAUUUAUAUAAAUACGAAGCCUUCAUUGUCUUUGUAAUUGUACUGCAUUUAAUGUAUUUACAAAAAGUACAUACCGCAGUAUUAUCUUCUUUAUAAACUUUUAUUGUUUUAUCUGCUUCUGUUGUAAUCAUACGAGUACCAGAUAUGUCAAAUGUGAUACUGAAUAUACCAGCUUCGCUAUCCAUUGAGCCAGGUUGAACUGGAGCUUGUAAUCGUUGAAAAUUGUAUCUAAAAAUUUAAAUAAUAUGCAACAAAAUUUUAAAUUAAAUUUAUACAUAACAAA
Messenger RNA from Vespa velutina, 1208 nucleotides. RefSeq names its product tubulin-folding cofactor B (gene TBCB). The coding region runs from base 131 to 865 and encodes 244 amino acids. The record is from RefSeq and is a predicted model, not a curated record. NCBI's taxonomy places the organism in Eukaryota, Metazoa, Arthropoda, Insecta, Hymenoptera, Vespidae. The transcript is spliced from 6 exons. Gene Ontology annotation, biological process: tubulin complex assembly; post-chaperonin tubulin folding pathway; cytoplasmic microtubule organization. Gene Ontology annotation, molecular function: microtubule plus-end binding; alpha-tubulin binding. Gene Ontology annotation, cellular component: nucleus; cytoplasm; microtubule plus-end.